This is a messenger RNA of Daphnia carinata, 763 nucleotides long. Its product is annotated as cuticle protein 8-like. The transcript is spliced from 3 exons. Gene Ontology annotation, cellular component: extracellular matrix. NCBI's taxonomy places the organism in Eukaryota, Metazoa, Arthropoda, Branchiopoda, Diplostraca, Daphniidae. The record is from RefSeq and is a predicted model, not a curated record. Bases 51 to 482 code for a protein of 143 amino acids.
AACUCUAAAUAUUAUCAGUUGUAAACCAACCAGUUUCUAUUCUAUUCAACAUGAAGGUUUUUCUUGCUAUCGCUGCUGCGUUGAUCGCCACCGUUUCUGGCAAUUCAGCUUAUCAGAAACCGGCUUACCCGUCGUAUAGCAAGUCUUAUGACUACGCCCCGAUGCCGUAUGUUUUCGCCUGGGGUGUCAAAGAUGAUUAUACCUACAACAAUUAUGCCCAUCAAGAAUCCAGCGAUGAUAAGGGCUAUGUUUCAGGCUCUUACCGCACCUUGUUGCCCGAUGGUCGCACCCAGACCGUAAACUACAAGGCUGAUGAUUACACUGGUUACGUCGCUGAAGUCAAGUACGACAGGGAAGCUAAAUACAACGAUUACAAGCCCGCUGCGUACAAGCCUGCAGGUUACUACUCCGCCCCGGCAUACAAAGCUGAUUACCCCGCCUACAAACCCACCUACUCUGCUCCGGCUUACCCCAUAUAUUAGGUGGAUGACGGAUGUAUUUCAUACUAGUAUAAAAUUUUUAACAAAUAUUUUUAAAGAAAACGUCAAUAAAAAAUACCCUUUAUUUGGUUACAAAUAUUUAUUUUGCAAAAAUUAGAAAGCAAUGGUGAGACGUAGAGGCAAUAACACGUUCAUUUUUGCAUAACCUGUCAAGUGUAACGUACGCGUGUUUAUAGAAGCCCGCAUUACUGAUGCCUAUUCCGUAGCAAUAUAAAGCACAACACAGUUAAAAUGUUGAUGAAUUACAUUUUUGUACAUUUAAA